AUCACUUGCUAAUGAACAGGUAAUUAACAACUGGUCUGAUUGGUUGGUUAGACGCUCUGUUUGGUGCCGUAGGACUGACGCGAUGUCGGACACGCUCAGUCAGAAAACCGACAGUGACAGCGGGAACGGCAACACCUCAGGUUCUGACGACAAGAGAACCAGGUCCGACCUGAGUUCCCCCACUGACAUCAGACCACCGGAGGCCUACAACAGCCACCGCAGGAAGAGGACUGAGGGUCUUUUCCGUCGUCCCUUGGGACGCUCUAGCGACAGCCACUGUCAUGGCAACGGAGGGGUGCUAGAGAGGAGCUCCCCGCCUGUGACUGGCCACUUCAGCCCACGUGAGCUGUUACUGGGGCGAGGCCAGGGCAUGACUCCGCCCCUGGAUAGCCCAGAGCGCCGGCGUCGUUCUGCUGCUGCGGUUACGGUGAGUGUGAGCCGACAUGAUUCACUUCGCCGGCCUGAAGACACGCCCAUCCGCCGCUCCAGCAGUGGGCAGCACAGCUUCACUGAGUCCCACCGCUCCAGAACACUGGACCCAGACACACUGGCGCAGGACAUAGAGGAGACUCUGGGGGAACUGCGCCAGUUGGAGAGGCAGGGCUGCCGACCGGCCCCUGACGUGGUCCUGGACACGCUGGAGCAGGUGAAGAAUGGCCCCAUCACAGCCUGCUCCUCAGAGUCUCCCAGCCCCCACAGCACCCCGAGCACACCGGGCACACCAGGGACCCCUGGGACCCCGGGCACCCCCAGCCCCCUCAGCCCUUUAAGCCCCCUCAGUCCCCUCCCUGGGCCUCCCCCUGGACCCCCCAGGCCCUCAAACCCCUCCCCUGACACUCUGGGCUCCUUCAAGCCUGUGGCAGCGGCACGCAUGGGGGCUCCCUUGCGCCCCCCUGCCCUGAGGCCCAAACCCCUGGUCCCACCCAAGAGCAGCACCCCCCCUCUGCCCCCACCGCUGGACAAGUCCUGCACCAUGUGAGCGAAAACAGGGCAGAAUCAGGCCGACCCAGGCCAAAACUGGGACAGAAGUAGAGAACAGGGUACUGCUUACUGUUAAUAAUCAUGAGGGUAGAAACAGUAGGACAGGAAGGUGAAAAAGGGUUUUAUGUAGUAAUAAUAAAAUAUAAUAUAUGAUAUGAAAUACGAUAUGAUAUGCCAUGAUAUUUAUGUGUGUCGUCAGGUUGGUGUGUACUCUUUGGUGUGUAGGAGUUUACUUUCUCCAUGUAUCGAAGCAUUUAUCAAAGGUUAGCUAGAGGACUGCUAAAUGGGAGGGGUAGAGGAAUAAACUGAGGCAGAAAUCCUGUCCUGUGUAUAAGAUGUAGUCAGAUACGUGGGAAGUGUAGUUUGCCCUCAGUGAACUGUAGUUUCCGUGACGUGAACGUUGACUGUAUUGUCAUAAAGAUAGGCUCCUCAGCUAGCGCGGGCCUAUCACGAAAGGCUGCUGUAUUCUUAGUGUGUUUCGAUUGGCUGCUGCGUUUACGGUGAGUGAUUUAAUUGGUCAUUGCAGAGUGAAGGCCUGUUAGGGGUGAGGAUGGUUCACACAGUGGGGAAGAGUAAGGAUGAUGGAAUGAUGUCUGUGUGAUUAUUUUAGUCCUUUAUCACUUGGUUCAGCUGCUAAACUCACUUUGCCUCAAACAAAGCCUCUUGAGGUAAAUGUUGACAAAACUCACAUAUUUAACCAAUGUUCAGCUAUUUAAUGAAUGUUCCAGUAUUAAACGACUGUUCAGCAAUCUAAUGAAUGUUCAGUGGGCUCUGGUGUCACUAAAGUGGCGAUGACUCUCACUAGAUUAACAGCCUUCAUGUGUUCUGUGGACCUAUACCCAGACCGGAGUUGAAACAGGGUGGUGGUUUAGUGAUAGAGCGGAUACAAGCCUGGACUGUAACUUUUCUGGAAUGGGUGUGUGUGCACAAUUACUUAUUCUUUCCCAAUAGUGUGUCUGUGUGUGUGCGUGUGUGAUAGAAAGAGAGUGUACGUUGGUCUGUCUGUCUGUCCCUGCCUGACUGCCUUUGUUCUGUUCUCUUGAAAGUGCAGAGGCAUUGAACACGUUGGAUUAUUCAUGCUCGCCUUGAAAACCCAAGCAUGUGCAGGUUAGGGACGGUUUGCGUGAUUGCCCAACUGUGUGUUUGAAAAAAAAGCAUGUCACAUUGGCAAGGGUGUGUGUGUGUGGGAGAAUACGGUUUACCUGGUUAUUACUCUGAAGUCACUUGAUAACCUUAAAUUCACAGUAAGCUAACAGGGUGGGCGCUGUGUUUAAUACCCCAAAACACUUGAACAGCACACUGAAUGUGGCCUCUUAACUAGGUUGGUGAUUGAUGCGAAUGUGUAGAGAAACAGGAAGUGUGUUGCCAAGACGGACUAAGGGUGUGUGCAUCUGUUUGUGUGUGUGUGUGUAUGUGAAAGUGCCUUUUUUUUACCCUUGUCUUUUUGGGGAGUUGUGAUUCACUCGUGCAUGUACUGAACGAAGAGCAGCAGCACUCAGAAUGAAAUAAUCAUAGUGUUUAGUAGACUACUGAAUUAUGAAUUAGAGUUAAUCCAUUGUGACAUUGCACUUUGAUGUAUAGGAUUGUGUACUUGGCAUGUAGCAUCAUAACAUGUUGGUGCAUUUUAACUAAAGGGAGGUUUCUCUGAAUGUUUGAUAAUAAAGGAAAAUGGUUUUGUCUGUUAGUGUUGCUGUAUCUGAAACUUGAGCUUCCUAAAAAUUAGCUCUUAUAGCCAAAUGGAUUGUAUUGAUGUGUUGUAUUUAUUAUAAAUAAAGCAAAAUAAACACCCAUGUUCUGUGUGCCU
Messenger RNA from Osmerus eperlanus (European smelt), 2785 nucleotides. Its product is annotated as SLIT-ROBO Rho GTPase-activating protein 1-like. Gene Ontology annotation, cellular component: cytoplasm. The coding region runs from base 83 to 979 and encodes 298 amino acids. The transcript has 3 exons. Lineage: Eukaryota; Metazoa; Chordata; Actinopteri; Osmeriformes; Osmeridae. The record is from RefSeq and is a predicted model, not a curated record. Gene Ontology annotation, biological process: negative regulation of cell migration.